AUGGGAGUAACGCAACAUUCUAAGAAUUCGUAUUCCGGGAACGACAAUCAAAGAGACUUUGUUCGGCUGUGUUCGAGAAGGAUUUACUUUCCUGUUCGUUGGUAAAAUCAUUCCAAAGAAAAGUGCCAUGGAUACUAAAGGAAAGCCGGCCAACAUCUAUCUUUUUAACUGCGAUAAUACUUGUAAUUUGGAUCCAAUAGAAUCCUUACUACUAACCUUGCAAAACGACGUGAAGAUGCGGUUUACUGUACACAAGCGCAAAUUUCGGCUGCGUGAAAUGUCAGAGAUGAGCGAGACAGUCAUUCCCGGACUACAAAUGGAUUUUGCUGUUUUUGCUGUCCAUGCCCAUGAAUCACGGCUCUCAAUCAACGAAGACAACGCUGGAAUUGGUUACGCAAGUCUCUAUAGAGCUUUAAAGAGAGCGUCUGGUGAGUCGAAACGAUUGAGUUGAUAGUGUUUUGCAUCAGAUCUUUUCAGAGCGAUAACGAUACACUUUUUCCUUUUUAUGACGAUAUAUACACUCUGAAAAGGUUAAAUGGCUUUUCAGUCCUGGAGAAAACAAAAGAUAUAACGAUUCUAAAAAUUGUGGCUGUGUGGCAUUUGUAAUGCCUCUAUUUAUUAUUCGUAUUUUUGUUCGUGAGAAACAUUAACUGACGUUUAUCUCUUAAGGAAGUCGAGCUUUCAAUUUUGUUUUUUUGAUAAAAGAAAAGACGCGAACCAUUAGUCCGAUUAACUUUCAGAGCUAGCUGCUCAGUAUUAACACUCUCGCUUUCGUGGAAAACACUUAGUUGUGUCUAUGUUGGGACUAACCAAAAGCGGAAAUUACUUCCGGCCUCGCUACAUGUUUCACUUUCACAAAACUGUUCUAUGAUUCACGGUUUCUCGGAAAGAACUUGGAUGUCCGAAAAUAAUAGAUAAAAAAUUUUAGAGGUAUUUGUUAAGGCAUGCUUAGGUGGAGAAAAAGCAUUUAAUUCCGCUGAAAACUCGUUUUAUAGGGUACUGCUAUAUUCAGAUAUAGAUAUCCGAUAGAUGUGGUGGUAUGUUUUUCAGUGAAAUUACGUGCAAUUUGAAUUCAGUGAUUUUCAUGAUGACAGUGAUACAAUAAACUAUUUUUUUGCGCGUGUGUAUGUCCAACAUACACACGCGCAGAGAGGUCUCUCCACUCAGCAUCGAUCGUUAGUCACUCAUAACAGUUUUCAAAUUGAUUGAUUCAUUUUGUUAUCCAAGAUGACAAGGUGUUGAUAGUCAUCGGUGGAGACAACAGUUACAAAGAUACAGACGAGGAAGACAGAUUUGUGAUCUCGCGUUGGGCACGCAGAAAAGUGGCCUCGCAGUUCGGAGAGGAAUAUCUUGACGGAAGACAAAGCUUCAUCUUUUCCUGGGACAAGUAUUACAGGGAAAUCCAUGAGAAAGCAUUGCUGCAUUACUUUGAUCCAAGCAAAACAGGAGAGAAGUUUGAAUACCAGCCGAAACCAAAGCCAUCACCAAAGCCAGUGCCACAGCUAAAGCCACAAUCAGAGCCGAUUCCUCAUGAAGUAUGAGAAAAUUGAAUGAGUUUUUUUGUAUAAAUAAAAUAAUUAUUUGGUGUCAUAAGAAAGGGGUAUAGUUGUUCACCAAGAGAACAUCUUAGUUAAACAGUCAGCAAAAACAUAUCGUUUAAUACCAUCAAGUGACUACAAAAUGUCAUCCAUAAUCGUAGGGUCCUGGUAAAAGUCAGCAAAAAGUUGCUCUCGUCUUGUUAUAGACUGCUAGCAAUCCGGGUCUUCAUUUAUCACUGCUCGCUCUUUAGAAUUCUCAUUUCGUUUAUUUGCCUGAUUAUUUGCUUUCCCUAUCCAAUCAUUUUUUUCCUAUCAGCCCUCAGACCAUGGAGAAACGAAAGUUGAUGUGGAAGAACCAGGUCCGUAUCCAGGUAUAAUAAGUAAAUAUAAUUAAAUUAUGACAGUCUUAAAAUUCAAGGAAUUGCAUUUUGGAAACAGCUGAAGACGAAACUUUUGUAAAACUAUGCGUAAAUUUCCGGGUACUCAGGCGUUCGUAAUGGUAACAUCGAAACGUACUAUUCAUAGGGUUUUCACACUUGUUUAAAAUGAAAUUUCAUGUAAAUGUGGAAUCUGCCAUAUAAUUGGCAUAAGAAAAAGAAUUCUGAGCCAUAUCGAUAGCUAAGAGUGCUUUUAUAUGCUUCUCUUUUUUAAAAUAAUCGAGGCCAACAUGAGAAAAACCCACUUUUCAGAAUUUUGACGACGUUUUCUGAACCAAUACAAACGACCCGUGUUUUAGAAUUCAGAUAACCUCGAUCUUGUUCUAACAUUUGGGACAUCAUUCCUUUCGAAAUUAACCGUCGCUUCUUGAUCCAAUUAAUGUCUUUUUAAUUUGAAUUUCAGGCCCGUUAUACUACCCAGAGGGCACUGUCCUGUUAGACACUCUGAUUCGCUAUGGUAGGAUCUCUUUCGACAGUGGUGAUGUUAGGAUCUGGGACCAAACAUGGAAACCGUCAGAGAGGUUCAUACAGGACAUAGCACGAGAUUGGGGAUCAAUCCCUCUGGCUGAUCUGCAAGUUAGAUCUCUUGGUUCUGGUGGUGUCACUUACAAAGUUACACCGGUUGAGCUGCCUUCUAGGUGGAGUUUGUCUGGAUGGUAUAAGUCAUCAUGGGUCGCUUUUUUUACUUUUCUCGGUGUGGCGGGGCUGGUCAUUUAUGGUAUUUGGAGGUUAGCCCUAGAUUAUAACCAACCGAGAAUGCCUGAUCAGCAAGGACAGCAUGAGAGUACUUUCAAAAUAGUUUAAAGAUUAUGUUGUGUAGAUGCUGAAAUACUUUGACAGUUUUUCGUUUGAACUGCUAGAACUUCCGGCAGAUUUAAGUCUACAUUAAAAACAGUGAAUAGAAAAAUGAAUCUUUCCUUUUCCUAGAUAACUUAACCUACAGAAUAGAUAUACAAACAAUCUGAUUUGUCGACUAUUUCCCGCUUUUGUUACUUACUUUCAUAGGGUUAAGCCGCUUCCUUGGUGGAGCUUGUUUUAACGCAGGACAUAGCACGAGAUUGGGGAUCAACCCCUGUAGCUAAUGUGCAGUUUAGAUCUCUUGGUUCCGGUGGUGUCAUUAACACCGUUUCUAAAGUUCGGUCGCCUCCUUGGCGGAGCUUGUUUGGAUGGUGUAAGUCAAAAUGGGCCGCUUUUUUAACUUUUCUCGGUUUGGUGGUGCUGGCCAUUUAUUGUAUUUGGAGGUUAGCCCCAAGAAUGCCUGAUCAGUAAGGACAGCAUUAGACUAAUUUUGAAAUAGUUCAAAGAUUAUGUUGUGUUGAUGUUGAAAUAUUAUGACAGAUUUUCGUUUGAACUGCCAGAACCUCUGGCAGAUUCACGUCUACUUAAAAAACAGUGCACAGAAAUAGAGGGUAUCACAUGGCCGCGCGGGGAUACGAAUUUUAUAUUCAAGUGCUGUUUAUUUUAUAGAUACUGAUGAAAUUCCUAAAUUAUUUCAAAAGAACCGGCCGCGCGCCUGAGCGGGAAAAUCUCUUGUAAUUGGCUAAUCACGUUAGUAACCAUGGCGACACCAAUAUCCUCACACGUGAAAUAUGAAAAUAUUAUCUUCACAGCUCGCGAUGAAAAUCAUAUGAUUUUUUCGUAAAAGUAAAAAUCCUGGUGUUUCAUCCGUAUCUAUACAAUAGAAAUGAAUCUUACCUUUUCCUAGAUAGCUCAACCUACAAAAGAGAUCUUAAUUAAGAGAGUUCUUUGCAAAGAUUAGGUCAGAUAUACAAACAAUCUGAUUUGCCGACUAUUUCCCACUUUUGUUACUUACUUCCAUUCGAUGUUAUUAUGUUUCAUGGAGUGAGAUUAGCUCAACAUGGUAUUCGUGCGAGAACAAACCAGAUUUACCAACGUAGUAAACUGGCUUUGGGAAUUCAUGUAGUUAUUCAUUCAAAUUUACUGGCCAGCUUACAGGUGACAGCCUUGCACGUUCUCGCAAUCUAUCCAAAGAGUAGUAAAACGUUUGAUCACAUUAUGCUGUGUGAUGAGCUCCUGCAGAAUGGGCUGGAAGGCCUCUAACCUGCUUGUCCAUUGAUAUUUUAGUUUCAUGACUUCAGUGCUGUAGUAUACCUUUUUCACUUUAUUGACAAGUUUAACAUUCAUUUCGAGUGUAACGGGUAAUUUUUAAGAGAAUCUUGUCAUUGGUAAGUUGUUAUGG
Messenger RNA from Pocillopora meandrina, 4175 nucleotides. Lineage: Eukaryota; Metazoa; Cnidaria; Anthozoa; Scleractinia; Pocilloporidae. The record is from the annotation of a GenBank genome assembly.